Pseudoliparis swirei is the source of this 847-nucleotide messenger RNA. Its product is annotated as lactoylglutathione lyase-like. NCBI's taxonomy places the organism in Eukaryota, Metazoa, Chordata, Actinopteri, Perciformes, Liparidae. Gene Ontology annotation, molecular function: metal ion binding; lactoylglutathione lyase activity. The record is from RefSeq and is a predicted model, not a curated record. The coding region runs from base 227 to 775 and encodes 182 amino acids. The transcript is spliced from 6 exons.
AAGCUUUAUUAAAUUAACAUUUAUGUUUCAGUUUAUUGUUUGUACACAUAUCAAAAGUUGUUUCCGUAAACAUGUUUCUCUGGAACUGUUCACGGGUUGUUAAAAUAAAUGAAGUUCAAAUCUCGCGAGAGAAUCAGCGUUCAAUGGAGCCUGCGCUGGGGCGUCACGGGUGCCCGGAUGUCCCACGGCACCUGAAGGCACCGCAGAGAAGGACAACCUGAGAGCCAUGGAGGACGGAGGAGGGCUGUCGGACCGAGCCGUGUCGGAGGCCUGCAAAGACGGGGAGCCCAUCACCCAGGACUACAUGCUGCAGCAGACGAUGCUGAGAGUCAAAGAUCCCACGAGGUCUCUGGACUUCUACACCCGGAUCCUGGGAAUGACCCUGCUCCAGAAGAUUGACUUCCCCUCGAUGCGCUUCACUCUCUACUUCCUGGGGUUCGAGGACAAGUCGGACAUCCCGGCCGACAUCAAGGAGCGGACGGCGUGGACGUUCUCGCGCCGGGCGACCAUCGAGCUCACGCAUAACUGGGGCUCCGAGUCCGAUGAAAGUCUGUCGUACCACAACGGGAACAACGAGCCGAGAGGCUUCGGACACAUUGGCAUCUCGGUUCCAGACGUUUACGCCGCCUGCAAAGUGUUCGAAGCUCAGGGAGUGAAAUUCAUCAAGAAACCAGAAUCCGGGAGGAUGAAGGACCUGGCCUUCAUCCAGGAUCCUGACGGCUACUGGAUCGAGAUCCUGAGUCCCAACAACAUGGCCGCCCUGCUGGCGCCUUGAGGCAGAGCAACAGGACUUUUAUUUUGUAAAUGACAACUUCAAAAUAAAACAAACAGGAAGUUGUACUUUUAA